CACCGAUCGCUGCAGCGAUCACACGCGGUUUGAAUUUCGCUGCUCCACGGGGAGCUCCCAAAUCAGCUGAUAGCUAAGUGGUUUUUUUUUUUUGUAAAUCUUUAUUUGAAACGGCAGCUAAGUGGUUUUGUUUUUAAUUUUUUUUAAAGGUCAGUGUAACGUUCUCUACCCUUCUUCAUUCAUAUACACCUCAUUUGGGGGUCAUGCUAGAAGAAUUACGUGAUCGUACCUAAGAGUUGUGUUUUAAUUCAGGAAAGUGACAGUAUUGAAACUGACGAAGACUAGCCGGAGGUGCUAUCAAUCGAUCAUCUAAUCCGUAGGACAGGAAGUCACGAUGAGAUCAAUCAACCUGAUCUGCCUUGGGGCGGUCGUUUUAAUUGCCAGCGCUUCGCUAACAGACGCGCAAUGGUUUGGCAGCAACAAAAAGGACAAGGAGAAGGAUCCGAACGUUGCCCUACUUUCGUACGUGCCGGCUGACCCCGAUGCUCCUCCUCCACCUCCUGCAACCUCAACAACCACAACUCCGGCUCCAACGACAACCAAGAAGAAGGGCUUCUUCGGAGGACUUUUCGGUGGCGGCAGCAAGAAAGAUAAGGAAUCAACUUCCACAACAACCACCACAACCACAACAACUCAGGCUCCCACAACUACCACCAAAAAAUCUGGAGGCUUCCUAGGUGGUCUUUUCGGAGGAGGCAAGAAGGAUAAAACCACAACAACGGUAGCUCCUCCAACGACAAAAACAACCGCCAAGGCUGCUGUAACGAUCCCCAGCUCAACGGCCAAAUCCGUCUCCGUAACACCGACAGUCGCUUCUAGUCAAAGCACAGCCAAACCAACGACCCCACCUUCAACUACAACUACCCCCAAAACCCCAACCCCAGCCAAGGACGCCUUCCCUCCACUGCCAUCAGUCCCAACGACAGCCGCCUCCGCAGCUAAACCUCCCCCAAUCCCAUCGAAGCCGACCGUCUCCACCCCCAAAUCGACCGAUGCCUUCCCUCCGCUACCCCCGAAAGCAGGAUCUCCAACCCCAGCUCCAACUCCAUCCUCCACCACCAUUGCCAACGCUUGGAACAAACCGUUGCCGCAGUCUCCGACCGGUGGAAACCGAGUAAGCUUCGUUCCGACGCCACCGACACCUCCGGGAGGUGCCCGACAAGGCACGACUCCUCGAGUGACCGAGGGCAACACCGCUACCGACGAGGAGCUGGCAGCACUGUCCGAGCAGCUCUUUGCCAAAGAUAACAGCAAUCUGAACAAACAUGUUCGAGUUAACUACCAAAGGCAGACGCUGUCGUCGUCCAGUGUAGAUGAGGCACCGGAACCUCUCCUCUCCGUUGACGAAAAGCAAGUUUACGCUGUGCCAACCAUCGACAAGAUGCGAGCCCUGUUCAACAACUACGAACUGGACACCCAGGUCAACGAAUACGUCAGCCCACUUGAGAAGAAGGAAGAGGACGACUUUGUCGAAGCAUUACUGGCAACCACCGUCAUGCGAACGGCAAUGACUUUCCUGCAGAAGAAGGGAGUCGUUACGGCUGACCCGAAGACUCACCAUGAGCUGCUGAAGACCAUCUGGUUCCACUUGUACUCGCGUGGAAAUGGAAAAAUUGGAAGCUCAGGCUUUGAGCACGUGUUCUUGAACGAAAUCAGCAACGGAACCAUGAUUGGGCUGCAUAAUUGGUUGUAUUUGUACGAUCAGGAGAAGGCUGGCAAUCUGGACUACCAGGGUUAUCUGAAGAAGAUGGAUUUGGGAGGCAAAGGAGAAAUCGCCAAAGUUCGGCUGACUUUCAACAAGCUAUCGAAACCAUCGAAUUCGCUGUUCAUCGCUACUUCUCCGGAGCUGGAGUUUGCCCUGUACACGGUUUGCUUCCAGUUGAGGGCCGAUACCGAGUGUCCGUUGGCUUACAAUGGCAAGAAGUUCACCAUCAAGACGUUCACCUUCCGCUACCGGGGCAAGAAUUUGAUCGGCGGUGCCUGGCCCAACUUCUAACGGGAUAACGGCCUUGUCAUAGAUAGUUAGAUUGUUGGUUCGACUUGAUAACAUACUCAGAGUGAUUGUUUGUUUAUUAACGUUUUAAAUGUGCACAUGAAAUUAUCAUUACACCGAUUAAAGCCUUAUUUUGUAUUAUAAUUUA
Molecule: messenger RNA, 2141 nt
Organism: Uranotaenia lowii
Lineage: Eukaryota; Metazoa; Arthropoda; Insecta; Diptera; Culicidae
Product: endoribonuclease CG2145-like
Exons: 4
Coding region: 335-1996 (553 amino acids)
Molecular function (GO): RNA endonuclease activity
Source: RefSeq, a predicted model, not a curated record